Messenger RNA from Radiomyces spectabilis, 2433 nucleotides. Its product is annotated as SIT4 phosphatase-associated protein-domain-containing protein. The record is from RefSeq and is a predicted model, not a curated record. The transcript has 13 exons. The coding region runs from base 66 to 2342 and encodes 758 amino acids. Gene Ontology annotation, molecular function: protein phosphatase regulator activity; protein phosphatase binding. Gene Ontology annotation, cellular component: nucleus; cytosol. NCBI's taxonomy places the organism in Eukaryota, Fungi, Mucoromycota, Mucoromycetes, Mucorales, Radiomycetaceae.
GGAAAGCGCCCUCUGGGUUGACUUGUUCAAGAUUCUCCUUUUUCAACGUUUCAUCUCUUUCUUUCAUGUUUUGGCGUUUUGGUAUUCAUAAUCCGUCAGCCCUCGACUCUCUUCUAGAUCGUGAAGAUAUUGAACUCGAGACGAUACUGGAGGAAGAAGAUCUUCUACAGGAAGCCAAGUCUCAUAAUCAAAAACUCAUCGACUAUCUUUGCAAACCGGAUAUCCUUGCACAACUGCUGAGUUAUAUCACAGCCACGGAUGAUCUUGAGGAACCGAAAAAAUUCAAAUACCCAUUUCUUGCUUGUGAAAUCAUCGCUUGCGAGAUUCCUCAGAUCGUGGAUGUGAUUGUACUGGAAAAGAGGCAACUCCUCGAGGAUUUCUGGGCGCUCCUGGACCGACCUACCCCGCCUCGUCGAAAAGUCACCGAUCCAGUACCCUCAUCAGACAACGAUUUUACCGUCCUCGAUUCUCUUCAAGCAUCCUAUUUUUGCAGAGUCAUCAGCGUCUUACUGACCAAACAAACAGCAGAGAUGGUCAACUUUAUCAGGUCCGAUCCCGACAAUUUACAAAAGAUCCUAUCUCAUCUACACGCAUCAGCCAUCAUGGAUCUCUUGCUCACAUUGGUUCGCCUGGAAGAAAUACAGGAAGGAAAAGGGAUGGUGCAGUGGCUCAGUCAGAACGGGUUAUUGGACGAUCUAAUCAGCCGUUUGGAUCCGUAUCUGGACAGCGAGGAACAUUCCAUAGCACAACAAUGUCUCUGUGAAAUCAUACGAAUGUCGCAAACAAGCUUGAUGGAGUCCCCGAGUAUAGGUCUCAACGAACUUAUUGUACAGUUGAAGAGUGAAAAGGUGAUGAAGACGUUGGUGAAUUAUAUGCUGGAUGCUCGAGCACCCAAUUCUACUUCCACCCUCAUCAAUGGUGUGACUAUUAUUAUCGAUCUUAUACGACACAAUAACAGUGAUAUGGAUAGCGAUCCAAUGUUGAAUACCAGCUACGGAUACCAAGCGGCGCAGAUUCUUGGACAUCCAGCUGUCUCCUUGGCGGAUAUGUUGCACGUACUGGCCGAUCGAGUGGGUGAUUUCAACACUUUAUUAAUUGAACCCAAAUCAGUCACAGGACCUAUACGAACCACUCUAGGUGAACAGAUGCCUCUGGGUUUCGAGCGACUGAAAAUAUGCGAACUGUUUGCUGAACUCUUGCAUUGUUCCAACAUGUCGAAUCUGAAUACACCGGAAAACGAUAAACUUGAGCAUAUUCCAGAGGAAAUGGAAGAGGACGAGGCCGACGACAUGCAAAGUCAGGGAUCGGAAACAUUGGCAGCCGAUGUACCCAAAGGGUCCUCCGAUACCAAGGUAUCCGCCCCCAGCGCUCACGAUCUGCCGGCAGAUGCAAAGGAGCUUUUGAAAGAGGAUACAAAUACAGCAGGAAGAGACAAUAGUAAUGGAUCGAACAAGGACGACAAGGAGGAUGAUUCAGUUGCAGCCGAGUCUACCGUCGCCGAUGACCAGAGUCCAUCGACGGAUGUUGAUCUGGCAACGCCGACAGAUCAAUCAUCGCGCUCCAACGAUCUUGUCAUUGGCGAUUAUCUGAAAACGCAGUUCGUAGAGCAUAAAGUUAUGCCCACGUGCAUCAAAUUGUUCUUUGAUUUCCCGUGGAAUAAUUUUCUGCAUUACGUGAUCUACGAUAUGCUGCAUCAAAUUUUCAACGGACGCAUGGAUAAAGGAUACAAUCGGCAGUUAGCUAUCUCGGUGUUUAAAGAUGGUCGUUUAACCGACAAAAUGGUGGAAGUGCAAAAGAAAAACGAUGAAGAAUGUGCAAAACCCAAUGGCAUGCGAUUAGGCUACAUGGGACAUUUGACAUUUAUUGCGGACGAGAUCAUCAAACUGUUUGAGGGAUUCCCCGAAACGGUAGUGGGAGCGAUCAAGGAUGAUGUGGAUUUGGAUCGAUGGGCCGCCUAUUGUAACGAAGAAUUGAAGCAGACCAAAGAGCGUGAUCGUUUACCGUUGGGAGGAGCGCGCCCCAAUGAAGGAUUAGGCACAGGUUUAAGUGAAGAUGAAGAGGAUGACGAUGCGAUGGAUGGUACCGCAGCAAGUCAGUAUUCACGAUAUCUGGCCCAACGAGGAGCCGAUGGCCAUGUGGACGAAGAUGAUGAGGACGAAGCGGAACAUUGGAUCAGUGGACGAGAUGAUUACGACCGCGACUACCAGCAAUAUCAAAACAGUUACGAUCUACGCAAUGAUAGCGAAACAAUGAAUGACUUGGACAAUAUACAAGACGAGGGUGAUGAUGAAGAAGAAGAAGAAGAAGAAUUUCGCAGUGAUGAAGAGGUAAAUUCAAAGUGAAAAAGGCUGGGGUGUGAUAUCCGGUAUGAACGUGAGUUGCUCAAUGACGCGAUAGGAUCAUCCGGGCCAUUGGUCAUCGGGCGGUACACGA